AUUCAUAGUUAGGUUAUUAUGACUAUUCUGGCAUUGCAAUUGUAUCUAAACUACGUUGCAGCAUCAGAAACAUGGAUAUGGCUUGUCAAAAACAUGGUGACAUGAUGAAUAUCAGAGACGUAGGAGCAGUUCACAUUGUGCAACAUGGGGAAGGAUAUCAUUGUUUUGCAGCAUUCAUCUUUUCAAAUGCAUCCAUUCGAACCCUUAAAUUUGUACACGGUGAAGAGAAGGUUGCUGUUGGAUUUGAAACUGGUCAGGUGGCAAUGCUUGAUAUGAGAUCCUUAUCAAUUUUGUUCCGUACAGAUUGCUUAUCUGGUGCUCAUUCACCCAUCAUCUCUAUAGCGUUUCAUGUCAAUCCUCAGAUCAGUGCUGUAAUAACAAGUGCAACUGGAAAUCCUGAAGACUCUGCAAGAGUGAUGCUUAUCUUGACCAAGGAUGCAAAUGUUUUCAUCAUUGAUAGCAUAAGUGGUAAAACAAUCAGCUCACAGAGGAUGCACCCAAAAAAAGAGUCUUCUGCAAUUUCCAUGUAUGUUAUAGAUGGAGCUAGCUCUGUUCUAGAAAAGAACAGUGAGACGUCCUCUCAACAUCCAUCAGAGGAAAAAUCUUCCCAUAGUGAUUCCAUACAAGGAGAUGACCUCAAUGGAAGUGAACCACAAGAAAUUGAUCAACACUGCUCUAGUGAUGUGUCACACUCAAAUGAACUAUCAGAUCCUCAUGUUUUGGUUUGUUGUGAGGACUCUCUGUGGUUUUGGCCAUUGAAGGCUGUCAAACAGGGAAAUAACAACUCCGUCCAUAGAUCAAAUAUUGUAAAACGUUGUUGCUGGUCAGCAAUCUUCAGAAAAAGAGAUGAAAAAGGAUGUGGACUGAUUUUACUAUAUGAAACGGGGGACCUAGAGAUGAGAUCCCUUCCUGAGCUGGAGGUUUCAGCAGAAAGUUCCAUAAUGUCAAUUUUAAGAUGGAGCUUCAAGACAAACAUGGAAAAAGCUAUGAGUUCUUACGACAAUGGGCAGAUCACAAUGGUGAAUGGUUCUGAACUUGCUUUCAUCUCACUUUUGGCUUGCGAAAAUGACUUCAGGAUACCAGAAUCUUUGCCCUGCCUUCAUGACAAAGUUGUUGCAGCUGCUGCAGAUGCUGCUAUUAGUCUCUCUAUGAAUCAAAAGAAAAGACAGAGUACAGCAUCUGGGAUUCUGGGUGGUAUCUUCAAGGGACUUAAAGGAGGUAGAGCGGAGAAUGACAGUGAUGUUUCUCGCAGUUUUGAUAAAUCUAGCUCAGAGAAAUUGGAGGACUCCUUUUCAAGAGAUCCAUUCGCAGAAUCGCUAGCUACACCUACUAAUGACAAAGAAGUUGAACUAAGCAUAGAUGACAUCAUGAUUGAUGAGGAAUUGCCCAUAUCAUCAUCAUCCACUGUAAGUAAACAAAAGAAAACAGAUGAGAAUACAGAAAGAGAAAAAUUAUUCCAAGGAGCAACUCAUGAUACAAAGCCAAGAGUAAGAACAACACAAGAAAUCAUGACACAGUAUAAAUUUGGCGGGGAUGCUGCAAAAGCAGCAGCUCAUGCAAAGGACAAGCUGAUGGAGCGACAGGAGAAACUUGAGAGAUUGAGUAUGCGCACUGCAGAGCUGCAAGAUGGGGCACAGAAUUUUGCUGAAAUGGCUAAUGAACUCGUAAGGACAAUGGAGAAAAAGAAAUGGUGGAAUAUAUAAGUGCUCCACCAUAUGGACGUGAUGUUUGAAUUAUACCUGGGAAUUCAGAAGGCCUUCUGUUUGAGGUUUCUUUGGUCAGCUCUCAGAUCACCAACAGAAUUCUGCUAAUUGGAGAUUAUUUCACAUAUCUUUUUUUUGAAGUAAUUGUUUCACUUAUCUGAACUGCUGAUGUAUUUAAUUCCACACCAAUAAAUUACGUAUGUAUUAUUUG
Molecule: messenger RNA, 1914 nt
Organism: Asparagus officinalis (garden asparagus)
Lineage: Eukaryota; Viridiplantae; Streptophyta; Magnoliopsida; Asparagales; Asparagaceae
Exons: 13
Coding region: 72-1703 (543 amino acids)
Biological process (GO): regulation of exocytosis
Cellular component (GO): plasma membrane; cytoplasm
Molecular function (GO): syntaxin binding; myosin II binding; GTPase activator activity
Source: RefSeq, a predicted model, not a curated record